Cariama cristata (Red-legged seriema) is the source of this 402-nucleotide messenger RNA. It is a transcript of the gene RIPPLY3, whose product is annotated as ripply transcriptional repressor 3. Bases 1 to 402 code for a protein of 133 amino acids. Gene Ontology annotation, cellular component: nucleus. Gene Ontology annotation, biological process: negative regulation of transcription by RNA polymerase II; embryonic pattern specification. The transcript has 4 exons. Lineage: Eukaryota; Metazoa; Chordata; Aves; Cariamiformes; Cariamidae. The record is from RefSeq and is a predicted model, not a curated record.
AUGGCGGGGGCAGCUGCAGGGCUCCCGCUCCAGGCUGGAACGGGCCGCAUCCAUCACCACUCCCGGGGCACCCAGCACCACCAGCACCCGCCCCGGCCGAGGGAGCACCCAGAGAGCAGCCCGGCUUUAUGGAGGCCCUGGACGCUCACAGCAAGAGACAGUGAGAUGACAGAGAAUCAGCAAACGUCAGGACUGGAUGGUCAAGCAAAAAAUUUGAGAUCAAAAGGAGCCCUGGGGUUUCAACAUCCAGUGAGACUUUAUUUGCCCAAGUCCAAAUCCCAGAAGUUUCUUAAUAACAUCGGAGAGAAGGUUCUGGCGAGUUUUCCGGUACAAGCUACAAUUCACUUCUACAAUGAUGAUGCCGACUCUGAGGAAGAUGAAGAAGAAAUCAGUUCAGCCUAA